Phoenix dactylifera (date palm) is the source of this 1340-nucleotide messenger RNA. The record is from RefSeq and is a predicted model, not a curated record. NCBI's taxonomy places the organism in Eukaryota, Viridiplantae, Streptophyta, Magnoliopsida, Arecales, Arecaceae.
UCAUUGGUCAGUUGGACCGCCUUGGGUGGAUUCAAAUGGAAAACCGGACCCGUCGUCAAAACCCCGGCCUGACCCAAGUCGCUAACCGCAACCACGCAGCGGCGUUUGGCGGAGUCAGCCGGAGGUUUCCGCCCGCUGGACAUGGAGGAGCGCAAGACGGCAGAGCUCGCAGGCCCGCUGGAGCUCUUCCCUCCCGUCGACUUCUGCUGCGUUUAUGGCUCCGCUCUCCUUCCCAAUAAUAACGACAAGACUUCCAUGGUGGAUUACAUCUUGGGCGUAGCAGAUCCCAUCCAAUGGCACUCGGAAAAUUUGGAAAGGAACAGACAUCACUACUCGAAGUGGAUGGUGCGGCUUGGCCCGAGAGCGAUUAUUCGGGUUGCAGAUGGGAUAGGUGCGGGAGUUCACUUCAAUCCCUUUGUGGAGUGGAGAUACAAGAAAAUAAAGUAUGGAGUGGUGCAAAUGCACAACUUGGCUAUGGAUGUACUGACUUGGGAUAGGUUCUACUUGAGCGGCCGUUUGCAGAAACCUGUUCAUGUUCUUAUUGAUAACUGGGAUGUACAAAAGGUCAACUUGAUUAAUCUGAAGAUGGCAAUUUCUGCUUCACUGCUCCUUUUGCCACCUGAAUUUACUGAGGUUUGGCUUGAAGUUUCAUUCCCCAAAGAAGAUCUAUAUGCUAAAAUUUGUAGUCUCUCAUACAUGGGUGAUAUGCGGAUGCUGUUUGCAGAGGACAAGAAUAAGGUCAAAAAGAUUGUUGAGGGAAGUUUUAAUUUAUUCCAAUCAAUGUAUAAGCCCCUGAUACAAGAGCAUGUGUCUGAUGGGUUGCUGAGCACUUCACCUCAUGGCAAACAGGCAGCAUUUAAACAGGACUUUGGUUUAUCAGCAACAAACUCUCUGUUCUCUUCGCUUCCAUGGAUAGUCCAGAUUCGAAUUAGUGGAAAGCAUGAAAGUGAAUCAGGCAUAAUGACACCCCAGAUUGCUGUUUCUUCAAGAGAAGUGGCUGCUAAGUGUGUCAGGAAAGCUUUGAGAAGUUUAGUUAUGGUUUCAAGUGCCAGGCAAGCAGUGUCUGGUGUACUUGCUGCUGGUGGGGUAAAUGCUGCUCGAUAUCUUGGAAAAAAGAUAUCCAAGGCAUGGAAAUCUAGAACAUGCUGACCGAAGUCCCUUUAUUUACAAAGAGUGUUUUGAUAAUUUUAGCGGUCAUCAAAUAUUGGAUGAAGUUAAAAGGUUAAUGUAGUGGGAACAAAUACAUUAUCAAACAUGUGCACAAUGAAUUUUGAUUUACAUAUUGUAUAUUGGAUGGAAAAAUCAGCGAUUUUGCAAUAAAGGAUUCCAUGGAUUCAGAA